AUGCUCACGGAGUCUAUCGUGGAGCGUGCGACGCAAAAACACGGACCGGCCAGCACCACCAAACCGAACAGCAGCAGGAUUGUCGCCAGGCGCAACCGGAUCGCUGCUACCACCGCCACCGGCGACCAUCGGCCUGCUGGAGCCGCGACCAAACCACGCACUCUAGUGCAGCGAUUCCGCGCGCACCUGCGACGCCGGGCGCGCAAACUGACGCGCAACUCGUGCUGCUCGUCGCAGGAUAAUCUCGGCGCGUCCGAGUACCGGAAGGAUCGCCGGGUGCACGGUCUCCAGCUGCCAUUGCAUCCGCUCCAGCUGCUCGGCUGGUUCGCUCUCGCCCUGUUCGGUGGCUCCACCUUCGGGGUGCUGAUUCCGGUGCUGGAGCCGUCCCUCCAGACCCCGCUGUACGUCGGUCUCGCGGCGCUCUACGCCCUGCACGGCCUUUCGCACCUAACGGCCCUUUUGCUCGAUCCGGCCGACCCGGAGCUACGCCGGUUGCCGGCCAGCAAAACGGUCGUUCCCGAGUUCGACCGCACCAAGCACUCGCACGUGAUCGAGAACGGCCGCUGCCACCUGUGCAACAUCCGGACGACGAGCGCGCGGACGAAGCACUGCAGCGUGUGCAACAAGUGCGUCGGCACGUUCGACCAUCACUGCAAAUGGUUAAACCACUGCGUCGGCGGACGGAACUAUGUUGCCUUCCUUAUGUGCGUGGUGAGCGCGGUCACGGCGGCGCUGGUCAUCCUGGCCGCGGCCAUCAUCGAGAUCGUGCUGUACCAUGUGCAGCCCGGCUGGCUGAACCUUGCCUGGUUCGGGCUCCCGGCUGACCCGGUGCCGGAGGACACCUCCACCGCGGCGGGCGAUCUGCUUGAGAAUCUGACCACCUCGGCCCAGGACCUCCUGCUUAAUGGCACGGUGAUUGGGAUCUUCAUCGGUGGCGGGGAUGCGGCUGCCAAUGGAACCGAGGAGCCACCGGCAGCGGCGACGACCGACGGAACUACCAGUGACGCUGGAACCCAGCUGACCACCGGCAUCGGACUGCACAACACGGUGUUCCUGGUGUUCGUCGCCUCGCUCGGAAUACUGGCCGCCAUCGCGGCCGGACUGCUGCUGCAUCUGUGCUGCUUUCACGUGUACAUUUCCUUCCUCGGCCUCACCACCUACGAGUACAUCCGGAACAAUCGGCAGUCGGCGGCCGCGAAUGGAGCCAGUGGUCCCGCCGAAACGCAGCUACCGAAUGGUCCGCUCGGCCCCCAGGACCGAUGCCGGGCCUGUGGUUGGCUGGAGAACUGUGACCACGUCGACGGCCGUCGCAAGUCGCCCCCGGAUGCGAAGGCGCCGGAUUCACUUCCGCCGCCCGGGCAACUGAACGAUCUGAAUCGCGUCCGGCCACGGACCCUGCACUGUUGCGACAGUAGCUCGACCGAGUGCCGGAACAACAUUACCGCUGCGGGGCUAAGGACACUUUCGACUAACGUUGCUUCCUCGUCUACGUCCGCGACGACCACUUGCCCUCAGGAGGUCGAAGACAAGCAGGAGGGUUCGCGGACGUUCCACUGUUGUUCGCAGUACAGCCGCCAGAUGGCGGCACACCAUUCCUCGACGAUGACGACGAACAACAACCAGCAGCAACAGCUGCACCAGUUUCCGUUCCACGCACACCAGCACAGCCACGGCAGCAACGACUUUCUGGCCGCGGCCACGGCCGCCACGCUGAUGGCCACCACGAUGACGACACUGACGACGACCACCACCACGUCGGAGGAAGCGUACGUGCAGUACACGGAGCGCUGCACUUUCUGCAGCUUUCAGGUCCAGAAACCAACGCCUCGCGGAGGACCGCAGGAAGUUCCGGCCGUCCGCCCUGAAAAUCAUCAUCCGCUGCGUGCCGUUGGCGGGAAGGCUUCGGUGACGGACGCAGGAGUGGCGUGCUGUGCUACGGCCACGUCCGGGAAGCACCACCGAUGGAAGAGGAAGUGGAACUGUUGCUCGGCCGUUCCCGACAGUCCGGAUGUGCCGCCGAUGCUGGCGACCGAGGCGGUUGGCAUCGUGCGGACCAUCUCCGGGACGCUUUCGGUGGCCGCCUCCCGAUCGGUGCUGAGUGCCAGCGGCGGCGGCGGCGGCGGCGGUCUCCCGUCGAUCAUGACCGUGGCCGAACAGCAGCAACCGAAAUACCGGACUCGGUACCGGCAGCAGCAGCAACAGGAGCAGAUAUCCUAUGCCACCGCCACCGGGGCCGCCGCGGAGUCACCGCGACUCCGGCGGUCAGAACUGAUGUAUAAUGAAAACUGUGCCAACAAUAACUCUGUUAGUAGCAACGCUAGUGUUAGUCGAACCCCCCCAAGCCCGUGCCGGAGUCCACGGUCACCUCCACGGGCACGCCGGUGCAACGAUAACGGGAACCGGAUCUACGGCGACGAUUCUCCGAUCCAGAUUCUCCACUCCGAUGCCAAUGGAAACGAGCUGGCGCUGGAUGGCGGUGGCGACCGGUUGGAGAGCGGAACUCCGACGCCACCACCACCGCCACUGACAGCGUCCCAGCAGGCGGCCAACGUUUCACCCGCUCCGAAGCGUCCCCGAGCGAGACUCGUAAGGCCGUGGCCCGUGGUCCGUCUGCGGCACAUGAUUCGAAUGAUCGAUCGCUACCGAAGACCACGAGCCCGGUCGUCGGCCAGUGCGUCGUCGACCGCGGGCUGUCCCGGAGGAAGUGGCCCUUCUAGUCCGCCACUUCCCGGUGGUCCUUCAUCGGCCGGAACACCCGCUCCACCCAAGCAGAAUCAGAUCCGACCGAUGUCCUCGUGCGAGUAUGCCAGUGCGCUGCUCUCGGUACCCGGCUUCGGAGCUUCGGUGUUGGCCGCUGCCGCUGCGUCGUCUUUUGCGUCCGAAGUGACCCAGGAUCCAGAUCGACCGAUGGCAAUCACGAUGCCGGUGCUGCCGCCACCGACACGUCGCCGGCUGAAGGGUGGCGGUGGAGGGAUCAGUGAACCGCUGCCCGAGCUGCUGGUUGACGUCGAUCAGCAUUCACCGCCACCGGCAGCUUCCGGAUCGGCGGUCCGAGUUCCGGUCCAUCCACCUCUGGCGUACCGUAGAAGCCGCCGGAAGAACGUGCUCCGCAAUCGCAGCCCCACACUGUCACCGAUACACGAGUCCGGGUUGUCGAAUCCAACCUCUCCGCUGCCCUGCCGGCACGUCUGUGCACCCGUCACACCCAGCUCGGCUGGCGUGACCACCGGAACCGGGACGGGCAACCUGUUGAUCCGCCAGCUGGAGGCCAGCGCCGACCUCUCCCCAUGA
Molecule: messenger RNA, 3291 nt
Organism: Anopheles cruzii
Lineage: Eukaryota; Metazoa; Arthropoda; Insecta; Diptera; Culicidae
Exons: 1
Coding region: 1-3291 (1096 amino acids)
Biological process (GO): protein targeting to membrane; peptidyl-L-cysteine S-palmitoylation
Cellular component (GO): endoplasmic reticulum; Golgi apparatus
Molecular function (GO): protein-cysteine S-palmitoyltransferase activity
Source: RefSeq, a predicted model, not a curated record